Sphaeroforma arctica JP610 is the source of this 1360-nucleotide messenger RNA. RefSeq lists its product as hypothetical. The record is from RefSeq and is a predicted model, not a curated record. The annotation marks the transcript as partial. Lineage: Eukaryota; Ichthyosporea; Ichthyophonida. The transcript has 8 exons. Gene Ontology annotation, molecular function: DNA binding.
AUGGCCAGCGAUGACUUCAUCCGGCCGUCGCACCUGCACGACGCUGUCGUGGACACAUACCUGCGCGAGCGAGCGACUGUGUGGAUCAACGACGCCCACGCGGCUGCGUGUGAAGCCACCACCAACCCACAGGAUGACUCACCACUGGACGGGACUAUCCCGGCCCUGCUGACGUACCAUGUGGUCAAUGGCUGGUUGGGCGCCAUCAUCGACUUCGCACGGUCUCUGCGGUUGACGGGGCUGGAUUUGGAAUACCCGAUAUGCAAGGCGUUUGUUAACGAGUAUCCCAGAGCCGCCGAUGAGGAGCCCGAUGAAAGGCCGUUUGAUGCUGAUUUGGAGUUAGAUCCCGAUUUCAUUGAAGAUCAAGUUUUGGAUGCAAGCUCCGGGAACAGACACGUGAAUGGGAAUGGGACGGUGCACGAGAGUACCGGGCGUUGCCAUAGCAACGGUGAAGAGGAGGAGGAUGAAGAUGCAGACGAUCGCGAGUUGAGGAGCGAGCACGACAGACGCGUACAUGGGCGCAUGAUGCACAGACUCUAUCGCCACGCCCAAGAUGUGCGGCAUACAUGGCUGUAUUCAAUCGCCUUUAAAAUCUCUAGCAAAGCUCAGAACUUGCGUGGGCUGAGAUGGGGCGACCUCUGCUUUAAGUCGUACGAUAUAGGUACCGCCAGUCGACAGCAAAAUCUGGAUUGCCUAGGAGUCUUGUACAACCAGGGCGAGCUGAAUACGGAUGGCAAACAAGAAUACGCGGGAUGUUUCAGAGACCAGAACGUACUCAUAUGCUCGUGGGCAGCUCUGUCGCUAGUUUUCUUCCAGCGAUUUGUGAUGGAGAGCCCGGACGGCGUGGACCUGACCGACAAGUCCUGGCUAGAUGAGCUGCUUGUGCCCAGUAACACACAGGAUGAUGUGGUCGACUACCACAACGCUAUCACCUGUGAGGAACACGGCAGGAUAAUCAGGGAGAACGCAAAGGGCAUCGGCGACACUAUCCCGUCGGAUUAUGAGAAUAUUGACUACAUGUACAGAGACGCUGUAGUGCCUACGGCCGGCGACUGGGAGAAGGAUGUGCUGCGAGAGCAUUACGUAGCACUCCCCACCGAUGCGAUGUCCAACUGUGCCGGGUGGCCAGAAGGGCAUCUGUAUGAGAUUUUCUUACCGAGAUACGACCGUAGUAAGGUGGACAUGCCUGUGACACUACGCAUCAAGUUCCACGACAUGUUCUCCUUUGCGGACACAUACAUCGCACUGCAAGAGUGUGAGGCGCGUGUGGAUGUGAAGACGCUGAGCUUCGCUCGUUUGUGCCAACGUAUGCGCGAGACGCUGCCUGAAGACGCGCCGGCUCUGUGGAAGGCCUAUCCCA